Messenger RNA from Momordica charantia (bitter melon), 350 nucleotides. NCBI's taxonomy places the organism in Eukaryota, Viridiplantae, Streptophyta, Magnoliopsida, Cucurbitales, Cucurbitaceae. The record is from RefSeq and is a predicted model, not a curated record.
GGCGGAGGAGAUCGACACGUCGGAGAGCCCGGGAGUGGUGUCGUACAUGAGGACUCCGGUGGAGGCCGUGGCCACUCCCAGGCUGCCUUCAGAACUCUACAAACGUGUGCCGGUGGACAUGUAAUACUUCUGAUCUGUUUUUCUUUUUCGUUUGUUUUCUUUUUGUAUGAACUUUGUUCUUUCUGAGUUUUGAAGUUGCGAAGAUGGGGUUAUGGUGGUGGUAGUGAGGUUGAAGAAGAGGAGAAAAAUAAGGGAUGGAUUUGUGUUUUUGGAUAAUUGGUGCCUUUGUAAAUCUCAAGUGAAUUCAAUCAAACACGACGAAUAGAUUGUUUUUAUGUGCGCAGCUGUAA